Cheilinus undulatus (humphead wrasse) is the source of this 4197-nucleotide messenger RNA. It is a transcript of the gene ccdc146, whose product is annotated as coiled-coil domain containing 146. Gene Ontology annotation, cellular component: cytoskeleton. The record is from RefSeq and is a predicted model, not a curated record. Bases 132 to 3026 code for a protein of 964 amino acids. The transcript is spliced from 23 exons. Lineage: Eukaryota; Metazoa; Chordata; Actinopteri; Labriformes; Labridae.
GCCACAGGGAAGUACAAAGGAAGUCUGUGAUUGAGUUUUCCAAACGUACAUUUUAGCUGUAUUUUGCCACUUGGAAGUUAAUCUUUGCGAUUUAAGUCACGGAGAAUUGAAAAGGCGUGCGACGGGUCAAGAUGAGUCUGUCUGAGGAGCAGCAGGAUUGCAGACCUUGCAGAGAUGAAGAGGAGCUCAAAGAUCAAGAGGAAGACGACAUCCCUCUGGUGGCUCUUGCACCCGAUGCUUCGUUCCCACAUGAGCAGCCCUCCACCAGAACUGAUGUCUCUGAUAGUCCUGCUUUCCAGUGCUUAGAUGAGUUGUUGUCGUCAGGCAGAAUCAGCCCAACCAAAGUGGCCAAAUUUAAAUCCAUGUACAGACGACUCCAUGGUAAUCUGAAGAGCAGCCAGGACUGUGAGCUCCAGCUCUUAAAAGAAGCCAAAAGUCGUCGUGCUGAGCUGGAGAGGCUGCAGGCCGCGCUGGAGCAAGCAGAGGAGCAGAGCACCUCUGAGCAGCCUGAAAGUGAGGUCAAUGAACUGAGGCGGCAGCUCCUCCAGGCAUACAAUGAACUGAGAGCUGCCGAGGACAGAGAGUACAAGACGCAGCACAAACUGAAAUGUCUCAGGGAAGAGAAGCAAUAUCUGGAGAAGGAGAAUGAGAUUCAGCCCAAACCUGCUGAAAUGGAGAGUAGAAGAAAGGCGCUGCAGGACAAAUGUGAAGAUCUGAGGAGAGAAGUUGCCCAGAGACAACUGGAUAUCAGAAGUCUGAUGGAAGAUCUGGAAGCCCAUGAACUCCUGAUAUUGAAAGAACAGAAAGAGCUGGAAGACAAGAAUGAGAUCAUAGAGCUCAAAGAGGCUGAGAAAGUGAAGCUCAUUAGCGUACCUGACCAGAUUUUAAAGGAGGUCGAAAGGAAAAGCUCUAAAAGGGAAGCUGAGCAGAAGAAGAUAGGAGCCCUAAAUACCGAGAUUUCCGAAAUGGAGCUGUAUGUGAAGCAGGUGGAGCAGCAUAACAACUCGCUCAGGAGGAGGAAGAGGGAGCUGAAUGAGGAGCUGGAGGGUCUCCGGGCCAAAGUCGAGGAGAGUCAGAGGGAGGGCAGACAGCUGCUGAAAGAGCAGGAGGUCAAGCGGGAGGAAGAGGCUGAAUUAACAGGGAACAGAGGGAUCCUGGAAAUGAAGUUACAGACUGUCAUGUGUGACAGAAAGUACCUGUAUGAGAGCCAAUCUGUGCAGCUCAGGGAGAAAAACAGACAGAUGCAAGCCCUCAAGAAGAUGGAGCAGGUGUUGACUUUUGCCACUGAGCAGCUAGAGCACGCGCAGUCUAUCCACAAUGAACUGCAGGCACAGUUAGACGCUGUUCCCAAAAGAGAGGCCAGCAUUCAGCAGCGACUGGAGCUUCAGAAAGAAGUGGAUGCUCUGAGGGGCAGCUAUGAGAAACAGCUAUCAGCAGCAGAGGAGGAGAGCAGAAAGAAGCAGCAGUUCAGUGUGAUUCAGGAGCUGCUGAGGGAGUCAAACAGCCUCAGAGAAGAACUCCAUAACCUCCGAUGUUUGACACACAUCAAAGCUGAGGAGAGGGGCCAGAAGCACCGUGAACGGCUCAGGGCUGAGCAGCUGAACCAGCACAUCCAGCAGGAGCUGCAGGAAAAAGCCUUAAUCAUCACGGACCACAACAAGCUGAAUACUAUGCUGCAGCGCAGGGUAUCACAGUAUUGUAAGCUUUGCCACAUGAUUACAGAAGAGAAGAACAAGUACAUAAAGCUGAAGCAAAUCGCCUCCCAGACGAUCACAGAGCUGAUGGAGCAGGUGAAGGUGCUGGAAAAUGAGCUGGAAAUCCAGCGUACCCUUGCCACCAACAAGGACAGAUCACUUACAAAGGCUCGGAUGAAGCUCUCUAAUAUUGCCAAAAUGAGAGACAAACUCCAAAAUGACAUCUCAAAGGCUGCCUGGAAGCACAGACAGUUGAGUCAGGAGUCUGCAGACAACAAACUGGAAUCAAUGAGACUCUCAAAAAUGAUCAACGUCCAGGAGAAAGCUCUUCUGGAGAUUAAUCGCAAUCAAGAAACGGCCAUGCAAAGGCGCAAUUCUCUCGGCAUCCAGCUGCUGGAGCACGAGGAGGUUUUAUUUAACUACUAUGAGAAAGUGAACAUUCAGGAGGCUGCCAUUACUAAAGGCAAUAUGAUGCUGGAGAGCCUGGAGAAGGAGAUGAGAGACUUACAGCUGGUCAUAAAUGAGGAGAAGAGACAGAUAGAGCUGAAAAAGAAGGAGGUGCCUUUGAAGAGAAAGUUCGAAGAGGAGAUCACAAUGCUGCAGAUUGAGCUGUCAGAAGCCAGAGACAAGACGAUUGAAUGUCUAAAUAGAACAAUUGAAUACAAGGAGCUAAAAGGCACAGACCCCUCUCCUGCAGAGCUCAUCAAAAAGAUUGAACAGCUGGAGGUGAAUCUAGCAGAGAGGGAGAGGCAGGUGCUGGAAAAAGAACUCCUUGUGGACCAGGUGACCCGGCUCUCGAAGCCGCUCAGCGAGCAGGCAGAGAACUGCCAAGAGGACAGACUCUCGCUGGCAAAGAAGCUGAACGAGCUCCGAGCUCACAUCAUCGACACAAACCACCGCAUGAUGGCCGCUUCUGCAGAACUUUCCAUGAAGCAAGCCGUUGCUCUGGCUCUGCAACAGGAGAUCAAAGAGAAAGAGCUCAAGAUGGACAGGUGCCAGCAGCAGCUGGAGCAGGACCUGCCACCCUGCCCUGAGAUAGAGGAGGAGUGGCGGAGGAUGCUGCGAGACAAGAAGAGGAGACAGAGGGACAAAGAGGAGAGAGAGAGGCUGGCUGAAGAAAACCCGUGGACCCAGUUGCCUAAUGGAGUGUACACCACAGCUGAAAUCCGUCCCAACGCGUACAUCCCCCAGACGGAUGAGCUCCCGCUGCCAAAACCCUACGGGGCCCUGGCCCCCUUCAAACCCUCCCAGCCAGGUGCCAAUGUGAGACACAUCCAUAAAGCAACACUUAAAUCUUCAGAGAGCUCAAAUACAUCUCAAAUGGACUCAUAAGACUGUGAGUCUUGGUCUGGUUGAUCUUUUAAAGCAUUGAAUCAAAAUUAGUUUCCAGUGCAUUUUGCUUAAUUCCACUUUCCUGCAUUCUGCUGUUGUUAGGGAGCGACCUUUCUGAUUGCAUCUGUUUGUAAUUUUGUUCUCCUGUUUUAAACUUACUGGCAACAGCUUGUUUACACUCCUGCUUACAGUAACAGCACAUUCAGUAGAAGAGAGGAAAGCAAGAUGGAGUACAGGGAGAGAUAAAAAUUUAUGUGUAUUGUUACUUUAUGUCCAACGAUGUGUUGUUGUGGAUUUAUUUCUUCUCUAAGCAACAUAUCAGGUUCUACCUUCCUCUUACAUUAGAAGCCAUAAAUUCAUUUCUCACAGACACUGCAAUAUUUCAAAAACAUUUGUAAAUCUUUGUUGCUGUUUCAUCCCCCACACUUGUAAUCCUGCAGCUGGUUUAAGCUCCUGGCAAGACUAAGAAUGCCAGCAUAAUGCCUGAAAUGAUAAAUGUAAACAGAGGAAGAGGAUUGGGCAAUGAAAGCACAGAGAGGAUGACAAGAGCGAAGAGAAUGUAAAUGAGGAGAAACAAGCGAUGGCAAUCUAAAAAGGGAAUAAAAGAAAGAAAACAGUUAAGACUGGGGCUGUAAAUGGGGUGGAGAGUUCAGAGUGGGUUACUAAUGUUCGUGUCGUGGGAUUAGUUAGACUGUUUUUGUUGUGAACCUCGUUUUUAAGAGAAAAUCUGUAUCAGAGGCUCCAAACUACAUCUGCAGUUUCUACCUUUUAUUAUCAACAGACUAGGGGGAUUAAAAAUAUUAACAUAAAAAGGUCAUUCGUUUUGGAUGUUCAAUUUCUUUUAACACAAACAGGUGUUCUAUUACAGCUGAAAGCUGUAAUAGAACAAGUGUUGCAGUGCUAUCAAGGCUGUAUAAAAUACUUGUUUUGAAACAGAUCUUCUGAGUUUGCUGAGAUUUGUCAUUAGUUGUUCAUAUUAUUAGAAAAGAGUCAGUUAUUACAGUUGAAGUACCUUGGAGAAUUAUGAGGCAAAACCAAUCAGAAGUUUAAGAAAGUGUUCUAAGAUUAAAGGAUAAGCCUUCAAUUGCUCAACAUUUACUAAAAAAAAGGAAAAAAAUAUAUACUAAGGUCAUUGAUAUACAAACUAGUAAUCUUAGAGUAAUCAAUAGAG